UCGGCUCAGUCUUCCUAUUUUUGGUUUGACAUUUUCGCUUCAUGUCAAACCCGGUCUCAGUCGUUCCAGUGCUGGGCGCCGUGCAGAACUACGCCUGGGGUCGCCUGGGCAGCGCAUCGAACGUCGCGCAGCUCGCCUUUGCCAACGCCCAGAGCAGCCCAGCAGAUCGCUUUGCCAUCGACGAGAACGCGCCCUAUGCAGAGCUCUGGAUGGGAACGCAUCCAAAGGCCCCGCUGCGAUUCAAGUCCGAAGCCGGCAAUGUUGUUGGCCCAGCAAGGCCAAUUACGGACGAUGCCCGAUUUGCAACGCUGCCGUUCCUGUUCAAGGUGCUCUCCAUCAAGAAGGCGCUCUCGAUUCAAGCGCAUCCAACCAAGGACCUUGCCAGAGUCCUGCAUGCGCGCGAUCCGCAAAACUACCCGGAUGACAACCACAAGCCGGAACUGGCGAUCGCGCUCACCGACUUUGUUGCGCUUUGCGGCUUCAGGCCGUUGGAGAGGAUUCGUGAUGCCAUUUGCAGCGUGCCUGAACUGGCCUCCCUUGUCGGAGGCAAAGACAGCGCCCAAGCCCUCCUGGACGGUCCCGUCGAUGCUCGUCGUUUGGCGCUCAAGCGUGUGUUCUCGUGUCUGAUGAAAGCGGAUCGCGACUCUGUCUCCAAGCAGCUGCAGUUACUGGUAGAUCGGCUCCAGUCACAGCCGAAUCUGAACGAAGACGAAGACUCAAAGCUCAUCCUGCACGUUGUGCAAGAUUUCCCUGGCGAUGUCGGUUGCUUUGUCAUUUACUUUUUGAAUGUCGUUCAUCUCAAGCCCGGGGAAGGCAUGUUUCUUGCCGCGAAUGAACCGCAUGCCUACAUCAAAGGCGAUUGCAUCGAGUGCAUGUCAAGCAGCGACAAUGUCGUUCGUGCCGGUCUCACCCCAAAGUUCAUGGAUGUUGACGUUCUGCUGGAAAUGCUCACGUACGAGUCUCGGCUUCCAGCUGAACAACUCUUGCAUCCCAAAAAGCAGCCGUCCCUCGGCUUUGUGGCCACGUUUCAACCGCCAGUGCAAGAAUUUGCAGUCACCCGCGCAGUGGCCGAAACAACAGGCGCGCAGCUGGAACUCGCUGCUCAGCCUGGCCCGAGCCUGUUGAUUGUCACCUCGGGCGCCGCGGUUGUUAAGAGCAGCGGCGAUCAGUCCGUUGCGUACGGUAGCGUGCUGUACAUUCAACCCGGCACGCCUCUGGCAAUGACCUCAACCUCGGGUCGGUUUGAAGCGUAUCAAGCCUUUUCCCAGGCAUGAGGUUGGGACUUUUUGUUUGUCUGCUUGUUUGUAUUGUUUUUGCGGCGAUGCUCGUCUGAGGAACGCAAAGCGUCCGCAAAUUGCGAAAAGGCAUGAUGUGUAAAUAAAGUCAAUUUCAAGAGCUG
Molecule: messenger RNA, 1399 nt
Organism: Capsaspora owczarzaki ATCC 30864
Lineage: Eukaryota; Filasterea; Ministeriida; Capsasporidae
Product: mannose-6-phosphate isomerase
Exons: 4
Coding region: 42-1274 (410 amino acids)
Biological process (GO): carbohydrate metabolic process; GDP-mannose biosynthetic process
Cellular component (GO): cytosol
Molecular function (GO): mannose-6-phosphate isomerase activity; zinc ion binding
Source: RefSeq, a predicted model, not a curated record